AUGGUAGGCGGCGAAGGUUCCUUGUUCCUUCGGCAAGCACCGGAUCUGCUGCUGGCGCGGGUGACACAGACGCGGGUGACUCAACCGAAGGGUACGAGGAAAGAAGCGGAGAAACCCAAGGCAGUGGAUCCAGAAAUCGUGGAGGCCGGGAAAGAGGGAGAAACGGGUCCCCGUUCCCGAGAUGCUGACGUGGCUAGGAGUGCUGACGUGGCAGGGGAUGCUGACAUGGACCUAGAGGCGCUGGCUCGUGAGCUGAACAUGGAUCUGAAGGAGGUGCAGGAGGCGGAGAGGAUGUUCGAAAGUGCCAUGUCAGCAGUUGCCUCGCUGGAAUCGUUAUCUGCCAAGUUUGAUCAGAUGAUUCUGGAAACUGCUGCUGCUGAGUCGGCCGAAUCAGAGGAUUCUCGCAAGGGUUUAAGAGGGGUUUCGGGUGAAGGGGGUUUAGAGAAUGCGGGUUUAGAGGGUUUAGAAAGAGGAAUGAAAGAGCUGGUUAAGGAAAUUGAAGCCGCAUCGUCUAGGGUAUCGAGAGAAGGCAUCAGCAAAUCGGGGGAGGGGAGUGAAGAGGCGGAUGAUGAAGGUGCUGACGUGGACUUGGCAGGGGAGGCCAUUGCUGACAUGGAGAAUGACCUGGCGGAGCUGCAGCGGUCGGUGGCGGCCACGCUAGCUGAGCUGGACCGCACUGCCACGUCACUCACUCCGGAGCUUGGGCUGCAGGAAGUACUGAAGCUUAAGAGUUCCAUAUCUGCUGACGUGGCGCAGAUAGAGCAGCAGACAGGUGCCAUUCUCGGAUUGCUGAGAGAGGCCCAAGAGCUGCAGGAAGCUUCCCAGCAGCCCGGCGCUCCAAUGGGAGCGCGCCAGCUGGCGGCGCAGAGAGCCGUGGAGGCUCGGAACGCCAUGGCUGCGAUGGCAGGCUCGGCCGAAGCUGCGGCAGAGACGUUGAAGGCUUUGGAGCAGGAAGGGGCGGCGGACUGGGAUGGGAUGGGGGGAGUUAAGGGGGAGGCGAUCAGGAGGGCAGGGGAGGAGGUUAAACGGAGGAGGGGAGAGGAGGAGGGAGGAGGGGAGCAAGACGACGACGAUGAUGAUGACCAGCCGGCCUACCUGCCGCAGCGGCACGAGGUGGCAGCCGACCGGGCGGAGCUGAAGAAAGAGCUUGCGGAGAUGCUCGGCAGCAACGCGCUUGUCUGCUUACUCUGUCCUCGCCUCUACCCCCCCCUCCCUUUCAAACCCUUCUCCAGCCAGCCAGCCUACCUGCCGCAGCGGCACGAGGUGGCAGCCGACCGGGCGGAGCUGAAGAAAGAGCUUGCGGAGAUGCUCGGCAGCAACGCGCUUCCAGCCUACCUGCCGCAGCGGCACGAGGUGGCAGCCGACCGGGCGGAGCUGAAGAAAGAGCUUGCGGAGAUGCUCGGCAGCAACGCGCUUCCAGCCUACCUGCCGCAGCGGCACGAGGUGGCAGCCGACCGGGCGGAGCUGAAGAAAGAGCUUGCGGAGAUGCUCGGCAGCAACGCGCUUGUCUGCUUACUCUGUCCUCGCCUCUACCCCCCCCUCCCUUUCAAACCCUUCUCCAGCCAGCCAGCCUACCUGCCGCAGCGGCACGAGGUGGCAGCCGACCGGGCGGAGCUGAAGAAAGAGCUUGCGGAGAUGCUCGGCAGCAACGCGCUUGUCUGCUUACUCUGUCCUCGCCUCUACCCCCCCCUCCCUUUCAAACCCUUCUCCAGCCAGCCAGCCUACCUGCCGCAGCGGCACGAGGUGGCAGCCGACCGGGCGGAGCUGAAGAAAGAGCUUGCGGAGAUGCUCGGCAGCAACGAGCUUGUCUGCUUACUCUGUCCUCGCCUCUACCCCCCCCUCCCUUUCAAACCCUUCUCCAACCAGCCAGCCUACCUGCCGCAGCGGCACGAGGUGGCAGCCGACCGGGCGGAGCUGAAGAAAGAGCUUGCGGAGAUGCUCGGCAGCAACGCGCUUGUCUGCUUACUCUGUCCUCGCCUUCCCCCCCCCCUCCCUUUCAAACCCUUCUCCAGCCAGCCAGCCUACCUGCCGCAGCGGCACGAGGUGGCAGCCGACCGGGCGGAGCUGAAGAAAGAGCUUGCGGAGAUGCUCGGCAGCAACGCGCUUGUCUGCUUACUCUGUCCUCGCCUCUACCCCCCCCUCCCUUUCAAACCCUUCUCCAGCCAGCCAGCCUACCUGCCGCAGCGGCACGAGGUGGCAGCCGACCGGGCGGAGCUGAAGAAAGAGCUUGCGGAGAUGCUCGGCAGCAACGCGCUUCCAGCCUACCUGCCGCAGCGGCACGAGGUGGCAGCCGACCGGGCGGAGCUGAAGAAAGAGCUUGCGGAGAUGCUCGGCAGCAACGCGCUUGUCUGCUUACUCUGUCCUCGCCUCUACCCCCCCCUCCCUUUCAAACCCUUCUCCAGCCAGCCAGCCUACCUGCCCCAGUGGCACGAGGUAGCAGCCGACCGGGCAGAGCUGAAGAGAGAGCCUGCGGAGAUGCUCGGCAACGCCCCAGCCAGCGUAACUGCCCCAGUGGCGCGAGGUUGCAGCAGACCGUGCAGAGCUCAAGAGGGAGCUUGCGGAGAUGUUCAGCAACGCCGUGCAGCUGUUUCAGGAGGGGGGAGGGAAGCAGGAGUCUCACCAGCCCUUGUCCCCUUACCCUGUCCUGUCGUCUCCUCUUCCCCUACCCAACCCAACCCCUCCUCCAGCCAGCCAGCGUACCUGCCGCAGUGGCACGAGGUAGCAGCAGAGCGGGCGGAACUGAAACGAGAACUCGCGGAGAUGUUCAGCAACGCCGUGCAGCUGUUUCAGGAGGGCGAUGAGGAGGGGGCGAUGGCUCUGGUGGCGGCUAAUGAGGCAGAAGUGAUGGGGCAGGUGGUGGCAGGGGAGGCGGGUGUGGAACAAUCAGCAGUGCUGCUGGCGCUGUCACAGCUGCUGCUGGGGAUGGGGGAGGAGGCCAAGGGGAGACAGCUGAUGGAUCAGGCGCUCGCCCUAGUGGCCUCUCACCCCUCCGAGCCGCUACUGGAUGAUCUGCUGGAGAACGCGGGGGACAUGUAUUAUGGCAUGGAGAUGUGGGAUGAGUCGAUCAAGAUGUACAGACGGGCCGUCAACGUGCAGAGGGAACUGGCAGGAGGAGAGCACUACCUGCAAGCAUCCACCCUGUGCAGCCUCGCCAAUGCUCUAAUGGAAGCGCAGAGGCACGAGGAAGCGGAGGAGGUGCAGAGGCGAGCGGCAGAGCUGUAUGAAGCUGCCAGGGGGGAGAGGUCCCGAGGGGUGGCGACGAUGCUGGUGCGGCUGACGCAGAUUCAGAUGGAGGGGGGGCGAGUGGAAGAGGCGGAAGGCAGCAUCCUCCGCGCCAAGGAUAUUCUGAUAGAGAAGGAGGGGCUGACAUCAAUGGAGGCGGCGAUUGUGGAGUUCACUCUAGCUCAAGUCAGGCAGGCACAAGGUCGUCCUGAUCUAGCAGUGGGGGUGUUGGAGAGCGGCCUUCGGAUCUUCGAACAAUCGGUGGAGCAGCAGAGGAGGAAGGGCGAGGCUGGAGACGCUGCUGAGCUGGCAGGAGCAGGCGCUGAGCUGGCGUGGGGCGACGAUGAGCUGGCGGGGACUCCCCGUGCGCUGGUGAACGCGCUUGGAGCGUCAGCGUUCCCGGCUUUCGAGCAGGCACAGAUUGAACUGAGCAUGCUAUAUGACAUUCUGGACAGGGAUGAAGACGCGUGCGCCUUAAGAGAGAAGCUCCUCUCAGCCAAGGAGCUAGCCGUCGGCCCUCUCUCCCCGGCCCUCGUCCCCCCCCUCAUCCAACUCGCGCAGUCCCGCCUGACCAUCGGCCAAUCAGAGGGCGCGGAGCGGCUCCUGCGCCGCGCGCUGCAGAUCGCCAGGUCAGCGGUGCCAGCUGGCGACGCGCGGUUGGCCGUGCCGAUCGAGCGCCUGGCGCUGUGCCUGGCUCAGAUGGAGCGAUUCGAGGAGGCUGAGGUGCUGGCGCGGGAGCAUCUGAUGAUUGCAGAGACAUCUGUGGAAAAGGCGGGAUUGCAGGGAGACACGAUUGAAAUGCUAGCGCAAGCCCAGCGCAACCUGGCACUCAUACUCAUGGCAACAGGGAGGGCAGAGGCAGCGGAGCUGUUACUGAGGAAGGCUUUAGCGAGGAUGGAAGGAGCAGUGGGGCCCAUGGGGGAUGCAGCGCUGGUGAUUGCUGGGUCUCUGGUGGUGAAUCUGCAGCAGCAGGGGAGGGACGAUGAGGCUGAACCGUUGCUCAAGAGAUUGGCCCUUGCAGAAGCUGCGGCUACUGGGAAUUUGUGA
Molecule: messenger RNA, 4269 nt
Organism: Closterium sp. Naga37s-1
Lineage: Eukaryota; Viridiplantae; Streptophyta; Zygnematophyceae; Desmidiales; Closteriaceae
Source: the annotation of a GenBank genome assembly